CUCGGUCCAAAUCGGCGUGAUCCUUGAGCCAGGACUCACCAUGGCCUCCAGCGCCGGUGAUCCACUCAAGUGCGGCGAAUGCAUCGUACUAGGGCGUGGGGAUUGGAUUCUCCGGUGCGAGGCGGUAAUCGAUGGAGGCGAGGAUGACGUUGGAUUGGGCGACGAUGCGGUUGAGGGCAAAGUGAUACUCUCUGGAGGAGGUGGAGGCGGCAAAGAAUCCGUCGCCGUGGUAGUAGAUUACGAGGGGGAGCUUCUUCCGGCUUGUUUUCGAGUCGUCGUCGGUUGUGGCAAGGAGAAUAUGAAGGAAGCGGCUGCGCGCGUUUGAUAGAGAAACAUGGAAAUUAAAGGGUGAUGGUAAAA
This is a messenger RNA of Linum trigynum, 360 nucleotides long. NCBI's taxonomy places the organism in Eukaryota, Viridiplantae, Streptophyta, Magnoliopsida, Malpighiales, Linaceae. The record is from the annotation of a GenBank genome assembly.